Molecule: messenger RNA, 406 nt
Organism: Thamnophis sirtalis
Lineage: Eukaryota; Metazoa; Chordata; Lepidosauria; Squamata; Natricidae
Source: RefSeq, a predicted model, not a curated record
AUAUAGUUGCUUUACUCCGGCAAGAUUCUGUCUGUAGGCGAACAACAAUGAAGAGACGACUGUGAAGGAAUUCCAGUUUUGUGUUUGGUUCUUGGAUGUGGAUUCAUUUCAGAAACCCAAAGCGCUCUCUCUCUCUCUCUUUCUCUCUCUCCCACUUCAAACAGGCCAGUUUUUCGUCAUGAUGUCACCCCAGGAGGUGCUACAGAGUGGAACCCAGCGGUCAAUUGCGCCUCGGACUCACCCUUAUUCCCCGAAGUCAGAAGCUCCACGGACAACGCGGGACGAGAAGCGUCGGGCACAGCACAACGAAGUGGAACGCCGGCGCAGGGACAAGAUCAACAAUUGGAUUGUGCAGCUGUCCAAGAUCAUUCCGGACUGUUCGAUGGAGAACACCAAAUCUGGACAG